GAAAAGAUAGAGCGAGCGGGAAAACGGUCAGCGAAAAGUUUCAAACGCUCUGUCUCCUUCCUCAUCCGUUCGCCGCCACCAUCUCUCUCUCUCUCUCUCUCUCUCUCUCUCCCUCUCUCUCUCCCAGCCCCAUUUCAACCAUAUCUCCCUGUCUCUCUCCCGCAUUUUUCUAGGGUUCCAUUUUCAAAACCCUAAUUGCCCAAUUCCAGCUCUCUCUUUCUCAUUCUCCAUUCCAUAUCUAGGGUUUCUUUCAGAAAUGGCAUUCAACUAACAGUCCAUGGAAUCGCAUCGGCAGCCGUCCCACCAAAGAUGACAGACAAAGAAGAGCACGGCAGCGCCAGCGGCGCUAGCUUCCACAUCCUGCAGCCCAAUCGCGACCCUGAAUCGAACUGGGCCGUUGAUCUCGCCAAGAACCUCGAAGACUAUCUUCUCAAGAUCUGUUCCGGAGAAAUCACGGCUGAAGAUGAAGACGGCCACCCCUCCGUGAAUUUUGCUGAAGCUGCUCUGCUUAUUCAAGGUUCGAUUCAGGUGUAUAGUCGGAAAGUGGAAUAUCUAUAUUCUUUGGUUUUGCAUGCUUUGGAGUUCAUUUCUCAGAAGAGGCAAGAUCAACCAGAGGAAACCACUGCCCGCCCAGAUGGAACUGAAUCUUCUGUAGUUGUUGAUGAAGAGAACGAUAGGUUUUUAGGUUUGGAUGAUGUACCAGUGGAAGCUAAGACCCGCCUGGACGAUGGGUUUGGUGAAGAUGAAGCUUUUAACCAUUUUGUGAAGCCUCCUGCAAAUUUACUUGUACUAGAAGGGGAUUGUUUAGACACUACUGGUGAAGCUGGGGAGUUAGAAUCAUAUUUGUUAGCCACCAGCGAUCUUUACCGGGAUUUUCUUCUAUUAGAUCCAUGUGAUGCGGGUGCUGUUGAUGAUUUUUUGAAGGGGAAUAAUGCUGGCCAGGAGCACAGUAUGGCCCACAGAGGCAGUUCAACAAGGUCUAAGGCUCAAAAAACUUUACUGCAAUCUCCAAGAUCUGGAGGAAGUGCCCAUAAAUCAAAUCUGGGAAAGAGCCCACACGGUUAUCUGAAUCAAACUCCAGGAAUUAACCAUGACUUCAAGAUUAAUAAUAAUGUAUGGGAUGAUACCGAUAUUGCCCACGAUCUUCCUGAGAAUAAUAUGCAUCAUGGAGAAGAGCCGGAUGGUGGAUUCUCUGAACCAAGGGAUGAUUCAGAUGAUGAUGAUGAUCCAUGGAAGCCUUUGAAUCCCCAUGAACCUGGGGACUUGAAAGUAAAACCAUUUAAAAAAGGAAAAUUUGGUGGAAAGCAACGGAAAAGUUCUACUAAGCAGAAUUCUCUAGCUGCACAAUUUCCUCUUGCAAGAUUGGAAGGUACCAUAAAUCCUGAGUUUGCUGAAACAUUGGAGGCACAACUCCAUGCUCGUGAAAGAGUACAAGCAUCUCAAUCCCCUUCACUUUAUGAAAAGCUAAGACAAUCACUUGUUUUGGGGGAAAGUGAAACAUAUGGUGGUUUUGAUGACCCCAUGGAUGGAAAUGAGGAUCAUGAAUUUGAGAAUGACCUCCCUGAUUUUGAGCAAGCAGAGAAUAUCUACAUGGAUGCAGAAGUGCCUUUGCCCCAUGAAAAGCACAAUGACGAUAGUGUGAGUUUUGAUUGCAAUGGAGCCUUUGUACAGGAGGAUCCGAAUUCACAAGCAAGCCUGGAAGAUCUUUGUCGCUCACAUCUUGAUGCCCUCCUUGCAAGCAUAGCUGAAACUGAGAAGCAAACAGAAUUGGCAGCCCGAGUUUCAACAUGGAAGCAGAGAAUCGAAAACACCUUGGAAGAACAAGAUUCACGCCCGCCUUUUGAUAUUCAUGCUUAUGGUGAGAGAAUACUUGACAAGCUAUGCUUGGAAGCAGACGAUGGAGGGUGCAUGUCCUUUGUGGAUGUUGUUGGUGGCCAAGCAAAGCAUGAUGUCGCAAGGACUUUCUCUGCAAUGCUUCAACUGGUCAACAAUGGAAACAUUGCCCUGGAUAGAAGAGAAUCAGGCAGAGAGUCCGUAUGUUAUACAGCAGCAAAUCCAUUCCGUGUCCAGCUCCUUGACCAUGAAAAAAGACGAGGUGAAAUGCCAUUCCGUUCAUCAAAGAAGCGUGUAAAAUCUCCUUCGAGGAAAGGGUGCUUUAAAGGUCAGGAGAACAAACCACCUGUAGAAAAGCUCCCGGUGGUCAGUUCCACAUCACCUGGAAAAUCCUCACCACCAAAUGGCAAGCUCUCUGUCAAGAUUGGGAAGAGUAGUGUUGUCAGGUGUACCCCUGAAGGCAAGAGAAGGCGAAGACCUCGGCUGAUCAUGGAACCGGUUGACUUGCAAUCGGCAGGUUGAGUUGGAGAGGAACUAUAUGAUCCUUACACCAGGGAUGUGCACAAGAUGCUUGAACCUUGGGUUUCGACCAGUGCGGCCAUACUAUUGGUCUGAUGGGUCUAUUCAUGGGGAGAUGCAACUGACCAAUAUUCCCAAUUAGGCCCCAUAAGUCAGACAAAAAAAGAGUAUUCUUGUGCUAAAUCUAUGGUCAAGGAUGCUAUUGUUCAUGUGUUGUAACUGAUUUUUGGGCUGUUGACAAGGCUCUGAGCCCUCAAACACCCUCUCGUUUGAGCGGCUUGAACCUAUGACUGACAUAUGGCCCCCAAUCGUCUUGCCAUCACUAACGAGUAGAUUGGUAGCUUUAUAUGUACCUAGUUUUAACUUAUGACAGGAUUAGGUAAUUUAGAAAUUAACAUUCUUGUAGUACUUGUAAUAUCUAUCAAUGCAAUGCCCAGCUAAUGUUUUA
Molecule: messenger RNA, 2800 nt
Organism: Magnolia sinica
Lineage: Eukaryota; Viridiplantae; Streptophyta; Magnoliopsida; Magnoliales; Magnoliaceae
Product: condensin-2 complex subunit H2
Exons: 11
Coding region: 310-2355 (681 amino acids)
Biological process (GO): meiotic chromosome condensation; mitotic sister chromatid separation
Cellular component (GO): nucleus; condensin complex
Molecular function (GO): chromatin binding
Source: RefSeq, a predicted model, not a curated record